This is a messenger RNA of Ceratitis capitata (Mediterranean fruit fly), 1794 nucleotides long. RefSeq names its product cleft lip and palate transmembrane protein 1-like protein. The record is from RefSeq and is a predicted model, not a curated record. The transcript has 4 exons. Gene Ontology annotation, cellular component: endomembrane system; membrane. Lineage: Eukaryota; Metazoa; Arthropoda; Insecta; Diptera; Tephritidae. Bases 104 to 1759 code for a protein of 551 amino acids.
AGUGAUUUUUUCCAGCUCUAAUAGUUUAAUAAAUAAAAAACACAAUUAGUUUAAGAUUUUGUAAUUUUUUUGCUAAUACAUUCUUAUUAUACUAAUAACAAACAUGUUUUUACCGUCAAUGACAACCAUAUUGGGCGUGGCAUUUGCGGCUUACAUAGUACAUUCCAUAUGGAUGAUGGCCCAGUUGUUUACGGCAUUAAAAUGCUCGGACAAACCAUGUUAUUCGUCGUUUCUCAAUGAGAAUCCCCGGAUGCAGUUAGCGCUAUUUACGUCCAUUAAUCCCAACCCCAUAACAACAGAAGUAUCAAAAGUUUUCAGUACUAAGAAUUUUGACUAUUUGAAUCCAUUUACAAAUGAAUUCCGAGUUGAUGUACCAUUGAAAACUCGUCGAAACGGAAGUCUUUAUUUUCAGGUGGUUUUGGCACUGGAAGGUGAACCACUGGAGUGGAAAACUCUAAGAAGAGAUGGACCUACUGUUAUCCAUACCACACGAUUGACAGAGUUUAUUACUCCACGAGCAGAGACUUUUAAUUUACUGGGUGAUAACAAUAACGAUAGUAAUAAAGGGUCUAAAAUACCUGGCAUAAAUAACAAUAAAGCUCGAACAGUAAAGCCUGUUACUCACAUCAUGUCUCAAGUUCAUAUCAGUUUGCUCACCGAUAAGAUUUCUUUAUCAAAAGCAGAUGUUCCUCCAGAGAUGGCAAAAUUAAUACAGAUCAAUCGCCACCAACAGAUAAUGCCAAUUUUAAAGACUGAUUUUUUCAACACGCGUAUAAAAAAUUUAGUGCAAAUAAAAAGGAAUACAACAGAGUUCAAUAUAACAUUUUAUUAUAAGCCUGUUGGUAUUGGGAAACUUCGGUUAAUGAUUAUGGUCGAACACGCUAUGCAAAUGAUGGAAACUAUAGGCUUUUCAAUGAAAGAUAUUGACGAAGUUAAAGGCAUGUUUUCCGACACGAACGUAUAUCUCUUAUGCGGGACCAUAUUUGUCGCAAGUGUGCAUAUUCUAUUUGAUUUUCUUUCAUUCAAAAAUGAUGUAUCAUUCUGGCGGAAGAAAAAAUCUUAUGAGGGUCUUUCAACGCGUACAACGCUUUGGCGAGCAUUUUCCCAAAUUGUGAUAUUCAUGUAUUUAUUGGACGAGAACACAUCGUUGCUGGUGUUGAUUCCUGCCGGCCUUGGUGUGCUUAUAGAAUUAUGGAAAUGCAAGAAAAUUUUAAAAAUAGAUAUAGGCAUUCAAGGUAUACAAAAGAGUCAACCAAGAGAUAAAAAUUCAAAUGAAAACGCUGAAAAGAGAACCGAAGAAUUUGAUCGCCAAGGAAUGAAGUACUUGAGUUAUUUAUUAUAUCCGUUAUGUUUAGCGGGGGCUGUAUAUUCGCUGCUUUAUCAACCUCACAAAAGUUGGUACUCUUGGACACUUAAUUCUCUUGUUAAUGGAGUAUACGCAUUUGGUUUCCUAUUUAUGUUACCUCAACUAUUUGUUAAUUAUAAAUUGAAAUCUGUGGCAGCAUUACCAUGGAGAGCUUUUAUGUAUAAAGCAUUCAAUACGUUCAUAGACGAUUUUUUCGCUUUCAUAAUUACUAUGCCUAUUGCCCAUCGAGUAGCUUGUUUACGGGAUGAUAUUGUGUUUCUUAUUUAUUUAUACCAGCGUUGGCUCUAUCCGGUGGAUAAAAGUAGGUUGGACACGGGAAUUGCAGUAGAAGACAAUAUUGAGACUGACGAAACCACGCAAUAUUCAAUGCAUUCAGAUAAAAAGAAAAAUUAAUUUAGUCUGUUGUAUAAAAACUACAAUAAAAUAUC